Messenger RNA from Achroia grisella, 1473 nucleotides. RefSeq lists its product as uncharacterized. The transcript has 7 exons. Bases 93 to 941 code for a protein of 282 amino acids. Lineage: Eukaryota; Metazoa; Arthropoda; Insecta; Lepidoptera; Pyralidae. The record is from RefSeq and is a predicted model, not a curated record.
CUAAAAUGACAUGAGAAACAAAAUAAUCUAUAUUAUCUUUUCAUAUGUAUACUAAAAAUUAAUAUAAAAUACGUCCAAUAAUUUUAUAGGAAAUGACUACAGGAGGAUCUGGAGCAGUCUUUUUUCUGGGCAACCGUGCUCAUUACCAGGUCCUCCAGCAGCCGGAGUCACAGUGCGACGUUGAAAAUGGAAACGCAUCCACAGAAACUAUAUACAGGAACCCGUCAGUUAGCGAGACGUGGACGGAACAGACGGAUAGAGACAACAAUAGCUGCUCGAACGCAACUAGCAACUGGAGCUACUGCGACCAAACAGAUACAUCAGAUGACAAAUUGGACAUCGGCAGUGGUAUAAAAAGACGAACUAACAGACGCACGAGCGAGACGGCACUGUGCGAAAGAGACGCCGAGAUGCGGCCGGCACUGCUCAAUUCCCUUGGAAAUAAUGUAACUCCAAAGACGAAACCACGUCGGCGCAUCUCCCCCCUCACCUUCCUGGCGUCGCUGGCCCGGCGCAAGAAGAGAAUGGACACCGACCAGAUCCAAUAUUUGCAGCAUUUGGAGCACGUCCUAACCAAUUGCUCCUACAGAGAGUCCUGUCGGUGCCUCGAUUGUCAGAGCCGUUACUUUGACUGUGAUGAAAGUGAUGAUUACACGUCAGACGAAAGCGACUACACGCCUCGAUAUGUCUCGCAGCCGACCGUCCGUAUCAGUGAAGAAUGUGAUGAAGACGAUGAUGAUGAUGAUGAGGUAUUCAUAGAUACAGUUCCCGGUGAUAAUACAUCAACAGACCUGCUCCUCGAAGGUAAGGAGAAGAUGUCGGUGUCAUCUGACGAGACUGAGGACCCUGCAAACGAGGAUAUGCAACUAGAAGUGGCCGCCGGCACGCCAGUACUGCUCAAUUACUUGCUCACACAUCCAAUAACUUGCAAUAUUCAAUAAGACUUAAACUGCCUGAUAGAUUUAAAAAAAUAAUGUGAUGUUUUUGGGUUUAUGGUAUUGUCUUUGGCCGUGUCUGUGGUCAGUUUUUUUUUUACAGAAAUGAAAUACACCAUGUAUUCUACUGAUAUUUUCUGGAGAGACUACAGCGUGGCUUUUUUCAAGAAUGGUAUAUAUGGGUCGACAACGCGCAUGUGACACAUUUGGUGUUUCAGGCGUUCAUAGGCUACGGUAACCAUAUACAAUCAGAUGGACCGCACGCUUGUUGGUGACCAUCGUAUCGUAUAAAAAAAUAUGCUGGCCGGACACCAGUGGAGGAUGUCAGGAUGAGCAUGAAGUCAGGUCAAGUAGUAUAUCAUGAGGAGUUUACCACGAAGGUUUAGGCAGGCCGUAUAAACAUUAGGAUUACUGGUCCCCAUGACUACCAAUUUCUUUCCCCCCUCAAGCUCAAUUGAAUUCAAGGAUCAAUUCGUCCAGAUAAUACUGCUUUCCUGUAAGGGGUCAUCCACAAAUUACGUCACCAAUAUGACGACGA